Messenger RNA from Stegastes partitus (bicolor damselfish), 4177 nucleotides. RefSeq names its product nucleolar and coiled-body phosphoprotein 1 (gene nolc1). Gene Ontology annotation, cellular component: nucleoplasm; nucleolus. Bases 28 to 3243 code for a protein of 1071 amino acids. The transcript has 15 exons. The record is from RefSeq and is a predicted model, not a curated record. Gene Ontology annotation, molecular function: protein binding. NCBI's taxonomy places the organism in Eukaryota, Metazoa, Chordata, Actinopteri, Pomacentridae.
UUCCCUUCUAGAAGGAGCGUGGUGAAGAUGGCGGCGCAGAAGUCGGUGCCGAGUGAUCUUUAUAAAUGCGUAUAUUCGUUUCUGCUUGAAAAUAAGUUCACUAAGGUGGCUCAGCAGUUCAUGAAGCAGACUAAAGUCAAUCCACAAGAUCAAAAUGAAGAAAGUCUCGUCAACAUCUACAACUUCUGGGUGAAGUCUCCUGAAGCCAAGAAACGAAAAGCACCUGUUAAUGCUGAAGCUACCAACGGCCCAUCAGCCAAGAAAGCAAAAACCAGUCCAGAGAGCUCCAGCAGCGAAGAGUCAAGCAGUGAGGAUGAAAAAGCUGCUGCUGCAAAACCAACUAAGGCUGCUCCAGCAGCCAAAACAGUGCCUGCUAAAGCGAAAGCUGCAUCAAGCAGCAGUGAAGACUCAAGUGACUCUGAAGAAGAGAAGGCUCCUCCAAAGCCUGCUGCAAAGGCUCCUGUGAAGCAACCACCUGCUGCUGCAGCAGGCAGCACAAGGAAAAAGGACAGCAGCUCGAGCAGUGAAGAAUCUGACUCUGAGGAUGAACAGCCUGCCAAAGCUCCUGCACCAAAACCCAAAGCUGGUGCAGCCACUACACCCAAAGCAGCUGUUCCUACAAAAGGUGCAGCUCAGAAGAAGCAGGAGAGCAGCAGCAGUGAAGACAGCUCCUCAGAUUCUGAAGAUGAAAAGUCAACCAAGGCUCCAGUCAAACCUGCCCCCGUAAAAAAGGCAGCAGCUCCGACUCCUGCUGCUGCUGAAUCAAGUAGUGAAGAAUCUUCAUCUGAAGAUGAGGCUCCUGCCAGCAAAAAACCCAAAGCAGGAGUGUACAGUGCAGUUCCACCUCCUGCUUCAAUCCAGAAAGCUCCUGCUGCACCAGCAGCCAGCAAGGCCAAGGACAGUGACUCAUCAGACAGCAGUGAUGACAGCAGUGAUGAGGAUGAGAAGAAAGCAGCUGCCAAACCUGCACCUGUCAAGGCAACGAAAGCCAAACCUGCUGUGUCCAAACCCGCUGCAAAGAAGCAGGAGUCCAGCUCCGAGAGCUCUGAUUCAAGCUCAGAUGAAGAGGAAAAGAAGCCUGCAGCCAAGGUCACUCCAGCUAAAGGAGCCCCAGUCAAACCUGCCCCAGCUAAGGCUGCACCUGCUAAGGAAGACUCAGAUGAAGACUCAUCAAGUUCAGAGGAGGAAGAAGUGAAGAAACCUGCAGCAAAGGUGACACCUGCUAAAGCCAUGCCUGCCAAGACUACCCCGGCUAAGAAGGACGAGUCUUCAAGCUCAGACUCAGAAAGCAGUUCUGAAGAUGAGGCUCCAGCAAAACCUAAAACUGCAGCCCCAGCACCAGCUGCUGCCGCCUCUAAGGUCCCAGCCAAGGCAGCAGAGACCAGCUCUGAUUCAGACGAUUCCUCUGAGGAUGAGGAGGAACCAGUGAAAGCCAAGCCUGCAGCUAAAACCGUUACCCCAGCUUCAAAGUCUGCUGCCCCUGUUGCUAAGCCUGCAGCUAAGCCUGCAGCUAAGCCUGCUGCUGCAGCAGAAAGCAGCUCAGACUCUGAUUCCUCAUCUGAGGAUGAAGAGCCGGCGAAGGUAGCUAAAACCGCUACCCCGGCUUCAAAGCCUGCUACCCCUGCUGCAAAGACUGCAGCUAAGACUGCAGCUAAGCCUGCUGCUGCAGCAGAAAGCAGCUCAGACUCUGAUUCCUCCUCUGAGGAUGAAGAGCCAGUGAAGGCCAAGGCAACAGCAGCUAAACCAGCUACCCCAGCCUCAGAGCCUGCUACUCCGGCAGCUAAGCCUGCAGCCAAGCCUGCUGCUGCAGCAGAAAGCAGCUCAGACUCUGACUCCUCCUCCGAGGAUGAAGAGCCAGUGAAGGCCAAGGCAAAGGCAACAGCAGCUAAACCAGCUACCCCAGCCUCAAAGCCUGCUACUCCGGCAGCUAAGACUGCUGCUGCAGCAGAAAGCAGCUCAGACUCCGAUUCCUCCUCUGAGGAUGAAGAGCCAGCUAAGGCCAAAGCAACAGCAGCUAAACCAGCUACCCCAGCCUCAAAGCCUGUUACUCCGGCAGCUAAGCCUGCCACUGCAGCAGAAAGCAGCUCAGAGUCUGACUCCUCUUCUGAAGAUGAAGAACCUGUCAAGGCUAAACCUGCUGUGGCUAAAGCAGCUACCCCAGCCUCAAAGUCUGCUACACCUGCAGGAAAGACUGCUGCAGCAGAUAGCAGCUCUGAGUCCUCUUCUGACGAUGAGGAAGAACCAGUGAAAGCCAAGCCAACAGCAGCAGCAGCUAAACCAGCUACCCCUGCUUCAAAGCCCGUCUCCAGUGCAGCAGCAGAAAGCAGCUCUGACAGUGACAGUUCAGACUCUGAGGAUGAACCACCCAAGCCUGCAGUCAAGAAACAAGCCCCUGCAGCAGCCAAGAAACCUGCAGCUGCUAACGCCACAAAGGCUCCUGCAGACUCCAGUGAUGACAGCUCCAGCGAUGAGGAGGAACCCAAGAAGGCAGCACCACCAUCCAAGCCUGCAGCUGCAGCUUCAUCAAAGAAAGCUGAGGAGAGCAGCUCUGACUCCUCAGAUAGCUCUGAUUCAGAGACAGAGACCACCCCUGCUAAGCCUGUUGUCACCAACGGCAAGACAGCAACCCCCAAGACAGCCACCACAGCAGUAAAGGCUGCAGCAAAGCCGGCAGAGUCGUCAUCCAGCGACAGCAGCUCUGAAGAAGAGGAAGAGGCCAAUAAGAGUACUGUAAAACCUGCUACGCCAGCCAAGACAACCCCAGCAGCAAAACCUAAAGAGAGCAGUAGCAGCUCCUCAGACAGUUCAUCAGAUGAGGAGGAAGCUCCGCGUAAAGCAGCCACUGCACCCACCACCCCAACAGCGAAUAGUACCAAUGGAAAGAGAAAAAGGGAUGAAGAAUCCUCAGAAAGUGAAGAGGAGGAGGAGAUGGAAGUAAAGACGCCAAAAAAUAAGAAAGCACCAACCACACCACAGACGUUCCCUAAAGCCAAUAAGAAGUCUACCAACGUACCCUUUCGUAGAAUAGUUGAGGAAAAAGUAGAUGUGGAUCCCCGUCUUGCAGACAACUCUUUUGACGCCAAACUUGGAGCUAAUGGGGACUGGGGCCAGAAAGCUAACGACGUGCUCAGGUUCACAAAAGGCAAAUCAUUCCGUCAUGAAAAGACAAAGAAGAAGAGGGGAAGCUACCGCGGGGGAGCCAUCUCCACAACAAUCAACUCAAUCAAGUUUGACAGCGACUGAGUAACCUUCUCAGUCGGGUCCCUCCAACUCGAACUGUACCGUACCUGUGUGGUCAGGAAUAUCAAUUGUCUGCCCCCAACCCCACCCACACCCUCCUGUAAACAGUCUCUGCCAUCACCAGACAGAAGAAUGGACCCAUAGAGCUGAGCUGGCACUUUCAUUUAGCGUGCUGUUAGUCUGCAAUGAAGACUGAUGGCUGAUCUGAAGUAACAGUUUAGUGGAGCUGUGGCAGCUGGUAAAAUAUGUUCACAGCUGUCACAUCAGGCUGUAGUGGUUGACACCCAUGUGACAUUAUUACUUAUGGCCACUAGGUGGCUGCAGGCCAUCAGCUAAUGUUAAAAAGCCAGGAUAUGUGUGUUGGGCCCUUAUCCUUGUUUUGACUUAAUUCUCAAAUGAUGAAUGUUCUGUCAUGAUUUUGUGACAUAAAUUUCUCAUUUAUCUAUGUAUGAAUGACAGCCAUCCAUCAUAAUACAUUCUUUAUUAUGUGAAAGAAAAUGCUAUUGAUUUUUAAUGGUUUGCUUGGGUUUUUGUUGGUUUUUGUCAGUUCUUAUUUGGCCACAUUUAAAUGUAGAGAGGGUGUGUUUGGGCUUUUCUCCUAACAUUACAAGAAAACACUAUUGAGUAGAGCAGAGUUUUGUACUGUGUAUUUAUUAUGUUUUAUUCCAUUUCAACCUUUAGGACCUACAGAGUCUUUUUGGUAUUCUCAAGGAAUUUUGCUUUUAAAUCAUUGUUUCUUCUGAUGUUAGGUUGCCCUCAUCAUCCCUCCCUAUUCUGUUCAUCAGUGGUAUUGACUUUGUUAUUCACAAACAUGACUGAGAGCCAUGUUUGUUCCAAUUAUUUGAACUUACUGUAUGGAUUUCUGUGUACCGCUGUUAUUUUUUUAUUCUAGCAAUUAAAAGAUCUAACAGUUUAAAUGUUACUGAGAUCAAAUUUA